This is a messenger RNA of Eimeria maxima, 783 nucleotides long. RefSeq lists its product as hypothetical. Lineage: Eukaryota; Apicomplexa; Conoidasida; Eucoccidiorida; Eimeriidae. The transcript has a single exon. The record is from RefSeq and is a predicted model, not a curated record. Bases 1 to 783 code for a protein of 260 amino acids.
AUGGAUCAGCAACCUGCAGCAGCAGCAGCAGCGGCUGCUGCUGCUGCUGCCGCCGCUGCAGCAGCAACUGCAGCUAAAGAACGUGCUGUAGCAGCAAAAGAAAGGGCCCAACAGCUCAAAGCUGCAGCAGCAGCAGCUGCUGCUGCUGCUGAAGAACUUAGGAGCAGCAGCAAAACAGCAGCAGCUGCUGCUGCUGCAGCACGGACUGUAGCAGAGGAAAGGCAGCAGCAGCUGCAGCAGGCAAAGGAAGCAGCAGCAGUAGCUGCUGCUGCAGCAGCAGAUGCAGAAGAAAAAAGAGCAGCAGCAGCUGAAACAGCGAAGCAGAAGAGAGCAGCAGCAGCAGCAGCAGCACAACGAGCCAAAGAAGCUGAGGCAGCAAAGGCUGCUGCAGCAGAGGCAGCAGCAACAGCAGCAGCAGCAGAAGCAGCAGCAAAGAAGGACGCAAGCGAAAGAAGAACAGAAGCAGCAGCAGCAGCUGCUGCUGCUAGUGAGGCUCAUAAGGACCUGCAGCAACUGCAGCAACGCCGCGAUGAGGCAGCAGCAACAGCAGCAGCAACUGCUGCUGCUGCUACAAAGAGGAGGGAAGAAGCAGCAGCAGCAGCAGAAGCAGCAGAAGCAGCAAGAAAGGAAGCAAUCAGCAAAAGGACACAAGCAAUAGCAGCACUAGAGGCAGCAGCAGCAAAACGUUCGCAUGCAGCAGAUCUACAAGGUGCAGCAGCAGCUGCUGCAGCAGCUGCAGCAGCAGCAACAGCAGCAGCUGAUACCUCUGUGAGUGUCACCUAA